AUGAGACUCAUUGUAUAGUAAUAUUAUGGUUUUGGUUAGAAAAAAACAUUUAAGAUAGAAAUUAAUGAUGAAGAUACAUCAGAUUAAUUGAUUUCUGUUAUUGCUUAGAAAGUUGGACGAUUAGUUUAGGAUUUAGUGAUAAAGUGUAAAAGAGAUUAGUAUUCUGUAAUAAUUACAUAAUAUAUUAGAUAAAAAUAGUAGAAGGUUGGCCAAUAGAAUUUUAUGAAUUACAAGAAAAUUAGAAUAUUUUAGUUGAAGUUAGAGAAAAUGAGUCAGAUACUAAAUAAAAGGAAUAAAAGAGACAAACUGAAAAAUAUUUGAACAAAUUAUUCAUAAACUAAAGAGAAAAGCCUUAAAAAUUAUCAGAAGUUUCUGAAACAAGUGAAAACUCAGAUGAUGAAGCUAAUUCAUCAAAAUAAAAAUCAUCAAAUACAAAUGUCGAACCUAUAUAAUCUGAUUAUGAUGAUAAAAUAUUUUAAACAGUGAAAAGUGGAAAUUUAGAAAUGCUACAAUAACUUUGUUAAAAAAUAAAUCCUUAAUUAUUAAAUCAAGCUUCUUUUGGUGGAUGGAAUCCAAUUCAUUUUGCAACUUUUCUGGAGUAUAAAUUAAUUGUAGAAUUCUUAAUUUCUAAAGAUAUUGAUAUAAACAAAGUAACUGAUGAAGGAUGGACUCCAUUAUAAAUAGCUGUACAUCGACAUAAUAUUGAGAUUGUAAAAGUAAUAUUGAAUCAUCCUUAAAUUGAUGUGAAUUUGAUAACAGAUAAAGGUAUUGCAUUAAAUUUAGCAUGCAAAUCAAAUUAAUUAAAAAUAAUAGAACUCUUACUUUUAAAAAAUGCUGAUCUUAAAUUAUAAGAUAAAACUGAAAGAAUAGCAUAUGAUUAUUGUGAUUAAGAAACUAAAAUAGCUAUUGAAUAGAUGAAGAAAAGUAAUCAAAUGAAAGAUUAAUUAAAAAAUGCCGAUGAUUUUAUUCCACCUAGACCACCAAUUGCAAAAGGGUUCAUUUAUAAAACAGGUUAAAUGUUAGUCACCUUAAAUGAAAGAUUUUUUGUAUUAAAUCCAGAUGAAGGAACUUUCAUAAGAUUUAAGAAUUUUUCAGAUUAUCCUUUGAAACCAUUGUAACAAUAAUGAAAUUAAUAGAUUUAAGAGAAAUCAUUCCUCUUAGAAGUGUAAGGAGUGUGUUGAUGACUCAAAAGGGUUUUAUAUCUAAAUCAGGAUAUCACUAUUUUGAAUUACUUUAUUCUACUAGAAUUAUUUUAGCAUGUAAACAUGAACAUAUAGCAAAAAAAUGGGUAGAGUACAUCUAUAAAGCUACUGUGUAUUAUCAAUAUAUAGAAGAAAAAAUGAAAGAGUAAAUAAUUAUAAUUAUGAAAGAGGAACACUAGAUCCAAAUCUAAUAGAUAAAAAUACUGAAGUUUUAAUUGAAGAUAUUAAUGCAAAAGCUCCAUCUUCUGAUCCAUUUCCAAAAUAAUUAUCACCUGAAUAAUCUAUCUCCUUACCAAGAGAUGAAGCAUCUCUAAUUUAAAAAAGAUUAUCAAAUCCAGAACCUGUUCAUAGAUAUAGUCAAAGUCCUCCCAGAAAUUCAGAAAUAGAAUAACCAAAACCAAUAUCUUAAUCUUAAUAAUAGUUAUAAUCAUCAAUUAUGGAGAGUCAAAAUGAAUUACUUAAAGAUAGCAAAGUGAAUUUUGAAUCAUUUGAAAUCAUAAAAGAAUUAGGAUCAGGAGCAUUUGGAAAAGUGUUUUUAGUUAAACAUAAGGAAGAUGGUGGUAUAUUUGCAAUGAAAGCACUCAAAAAAAAGACUCUCAUUUUGAAGAAAUAAAUUAAGUAUGCUAUUACUGAAGCUAAUGUUUUAAAAAUGUGUAAACAUCCAUUUAUUCUUGGAUUACAUUUUGCAUUCUAAGUAUUAUUUUAUUUGUAAUUUAUAAAAUCAGACUCCAAAUUAUUUAUACCUAGUUUUAGAUUAUUGUUAAGGAGGCGACCUAUCUUAUCAUAUAGCAAAUUAAGGAAAAUUCUCUGAAGAAGCUGCUAGAUUCUAUGCUGCAGAAAUCCUAUUAGCUAUUGAAUACUUACACACUAAAGAUAUCAUCUAUAGAGAUAUGAAACCUGAAAAUAUAUUGUUGGAUAUAUAAGGUCAUGUUAAAUUAGCAGAUUUUGGAUUAUCAAAAGAAGGUGUUAGUGAUUAAGAUAAAGCAAAGAGUUUUUGUGGAUCUCCUGCAUAUCUAUCACCUGAUAUUCUAAGUCAAAAAGGUGCAGGUAAACCUAGUGAUAUCUAUGGAAUUGGAUGUGUAAUGUAUGAAAUGAUGACUGGUGAAUCUCCAUAUUAUAAUGAUGAUAUACAACAGAUGUAUAAAAAUAUAUAAAGUGGAACCUUGAAAUGGCCAAAGAAAAUGUCUAUUGAAGCCAAAAAUCUAUUAGCUGUAAUAAAAUGUUAUCUAUUAAUAGAAAAUGCUAGAAAGGGAUCCAAACAAAAGAAUAGGAACGAAAUCAAAAGAUGAAAUAAAAUAAGAUCCAUUUUUCAAAGGAAUUGAUUGGGAUAAAGUUUAUAAAAGAUAAUAUAAACCUCCAAUCACUGAUUUUUCAGAGAUGCAUGAUGAUGAUGAUCAAUAAGAUUUUGAUGGGGAUGAAUUAGGAUAUAAUGGAAAAGUUUUUAUUAUUUUUUAUCAUUUUAGGCUAUCUUUUAGGAUUAAGAUUAUGAAUAAGAAAAUAAUAGGACUAAUAGAGUAAAAAACUUUAGUUUUGCCACUAAUUCAUCAUGA
Molecule: messenger RNA, 2752 nt
Organism: Paramecium pentaurelia
Lineage: Eukaryota; Ciliophora; Oligohymenophorea; Peniculida; Parameciidae
Source: the annotation of a GenBank genome assembly